Molecule: messenger RNA, 150 nt
Organism: Anisakis simplex (herring worm)
Lineage: Eukaryota; Metazoa; Nematoda; Chromadorea; Rhabditida; Anisakidae
Source: the annotation of a GenBank genome assembly
GGAGAUUACGAGAGUGAUGAUACAUCAGAUGGUAGAGCCUCGUACGCUCGUGGCUUUGUGGCACCAGCAUUCGCGAAAAGACUUCGUUCUUCACAGUCAUAUAUCAAGAAUCCUUUGAAACAGCUGUUGGAAGUGCCACGUUACAUAUAG